Molecule: messenger RNA, 2502 nt
Organism: Torulaspora globosa
Lineage: Eukaryota; Fungi; Ascomycota; Saccharomycetes; Saccharomycetales; Saccharomycetaceae
Gene: DAP2
Product: dipeptidyl aminopeptidase
Exons: 1
Coding region: 1-2502 (833 amino acids)
Biological process (GO): proteolysis
Molecular function (GO): dipeptidyl-peptidase activity; serine-type endopeptidase activity
Source: RefSeq, a predicted model, not a curated record
AUGGAGACGAAUGAUGAGAAUAGAGAAGAUAGAGACGUGGAGAGAAUUCCUGACGAAACUUUCAGGCAUCGAAAUGGAAACAAAUGGGAAAGACUGCUGAAGCCAGGGGUAAUUCUUGUUCUUCUGGUCUGGGGCUCCGUAUUACUUGCAAAGACUAUAAGCAAUUUGGAAAGAUGCAAUAACAACGGAGAAGACGUUGAUUCUGGCUAUCGAGUACCGAACUCUUCCCACACGGAAGACGGCUCUUUGAAGGUCUCUCUGAGAAACGUGAGAAACGGCACUUUCGUGCCUAGCCUCAAGUCAUUACAAUGGAUUAGCACUCCCGACUCGCAUGUUGCUGACAAAGGUCUGUUUUCCACAGUUUCGAAUGAAACCCAUGUUGUGAGAUCUGUAUUCGAUGAAGGUUUCUCGCAGGUACUUUUGGAAGGUAAUUCCUUUAAGUUCGAGGGCGAAAGCUAUAAGGUUGAUUUGUUGGUGACGUCACCGGAUUUGACUAGAUUACUUAUCAGGACUGAAACCGUUUCUAAUUGGAGACACUCUACCUUUGGGUCGUAUUUUGUGUACAACAAUGCCACGUCUCAAUUUGACAAAAUAGGUGACAACCUGUCACUGGCCAUUUGGUCACCCAACUCAGUGGAUAUUGCCUACGUGCAGGAUAACGAUAUAUACAUUUAUUCUUGCAAGGAUCGCCGAACAGUGAGAAGGGUCACAGAUGAUGGUAGCUCUCAGGUUUUCAACGGCAGACCAGAUUGGGUGUACGAGGAAGAAGUCCUAGAAGACGACAGGGCGUUAUGGUGGUCUCCCAAGGGUGACUAUUUUGCGUUCUAUAAGAUAGACGAAACCGCAGUUGGUGAAUUUGUCAUACCUUACUACGUGCAGUCUGAUGAGGAUGUGUAUUCACAACUUCGAAGCAUCAAGUACCCGAAAAGUGGGACCCCUAACCCUAAAGUCGGGCUUUGGAUCUAUGACCUUAAGGAUGGUUAUGCGUAUUCUGUAGAUCUGGGCUAUGACGAGAAAGAUCCCGAGUCAUCUCUUCUUGUCACGGAAGUGACUUGGGUUGGCGAGUCAAAACUGAUCACAAAAACAACUGACCGCUCUUCUGAUACACUAACGGUUUUCUUUGUCAAUGUAUCCACAAGAAGUUCAGAACAGGUGAGGAAAACAUCCUCCGAUGGCGGCUGGUGGGAAAUUACGCAUAAUACAUUGUACGUUCCACAGAAUGUAUCAAGCGGCAGACAUUCUGAUGGAUACGUCGAUGUAAUGCCGAUCAACGGAUUCAAUCAUCUCGUUUACUUCUCUCCAGCAAAUGAUACGGAACCAAGGGCUUUGACAGAAGGUAAAUGGGAAGUCGUUAAUGGACCAGCUGCGUUUGAUUAUGAAAUGAACAUUGUCUAUUUUUUUGGGACGAAAAAGUCAUCUACUGAAAGACAUUUAUAUGCGGUUAAUUUAGCUGAACCAAAGAAGCUGAUCGAGGUGACUGAUACAUCGAAAAGCGGAGUUUACGAUGCUUCCUUUUCUGCAGGUGGCAGAUUCGCCCUAAUUACCUACAAAGGUCCCGGUAUUCCGUAUCAGAAAAUUGUGGAUUUAAGGUCAUUGAAAACCGAUAAAGUAGUAGCUGGAAAUGUGAUUGGCAAGACCCUGUACUAUCUGGAGAAGAACCAAGAAUUAAAGGAAGUACUCCGUAAAUAUGCGGUUCCUUGCAAGAAGUUCCAAGAGCUAAAUCUUGGGGCCGACGAUAACGGUGAUGACGUAGUAGUGAAUUCAUACGAGAUUCUGCCCAAUGACUUUAAUGAGACAAAGAAGGACUAUUAUCCAGUCUUCUUUUAUGCAUACGGCGGGCCAAACUCGCAACAGGUUUUGCAGAAUUUUGCAAUAGGUUUCAAUGAGGUGAUCGCUUCCCAGCUGGACGCAAUUGUGGUAGUAGUAGACGGCCGUGGAACCGGGUUGAAAGGCACGCACUUCAGGUCUUUAGUUCGCGACAGACUUGGCGAUUACGAAGCGCGCGAUCAAAUAUCUGCUGCUGCCCAGUACGGCGCUAGAAGCUAUGUCGAUGCUGACAAGAUUUCCCUGUUCGGCUGGUCAUACGGCGGCUACUUAACGCUGAAAACUCUCGAGAAGGACGCUGGCACGCAUUUCAAGUACGGAAUGGCAGUGGCCCCAGUAACUGACUGGAGGUUCUACGAUUCGGUUUACACUGAGAGAUACAUGCACACCCCACAGGAGAAUCCCGAAGGCUAUGAGAUGGCCAGUGUUGCGAACGUAACGGCGAUUGCGCAUGCCAAGAGAUUCCUAUUGAUGCACGGAACCGGGGAUGAUAAUGUUCAUUUCCAAAACUCCCUAAAGUUCUUAGAUCUGCUCGACUUGCACUCUGUCGAGAACUAUGACGUACAGGUCUUCCCAGAUUCCGACCACAGCAUCAGAUACCAUAAUGCCAACACUAUUGUCUACGACAAGCUACUUUCGUGGGCCAAACUCGCCUACACGGGGCAGUUCAUCGAUUGA